This is a messenger RNA of Linum trigynum, 1200 nucleotides long. Lineage: Eukaryota; Viridiplantae; Streptophyta; Magnoliopsida; Malpighiales; Linaceae. The record is from the annotation of a GenBank genome assembly.
CAAUGGUAAUCGCAGACCAAUUAAGCAAGAAAAAAGCUUAGAGAAAGAGUCAAUUAACUGGACAAAUCUUGUUGUAAAAUGCAUAUUGUUUAGAUCCAAUAACUCUUAUCAAUUUCCUCUGGCUUGCAGCAAGGGAGCGACUCCUCACCAACACCGAACGUUACAGAAGACAUCUAUCCACCACAAACAUCUUCCCCCAGUGCAAAGCGGCCCCUGAAACAGUCUUGCAUGUGUUGCGAGAUUGUGAGUUUUCCAGGUUAACUUGGAUGCAGUUCAUACAGCCUUCUGACCACCAGCGAUUUUUCAGACCCCAUUUGCAGGAUUGGAUUCUCUACCAGGUUCGACAGGAACCCACUAGCCUUGAGUUCGGCAUUAUCUGCUGGUCCCUAUGGCGGACCAGGAAUGAUCGAGUCUUUGCAGGCAAGAUCACGACCAGUGCAGCCUUUAUACAGCGCGUCUGGGCAUGGAUAAAUGUCGUGCGGAAUGCCUUGGACAAAGACAGGUUAAUCCAUCAGCCUAGUCUGCCCAUGAGAACGGAGGUGGAGAUCUCUUGGAAGCCGCCACCUCCCGAGUGGGUCACUCUCAACUCUAACGGCUCAGUCCACAUUUCUUCAGGCCAUGCAGCUGCGGGUGGCCUGAUUCGAGAUCCCACAGGACGCUGCCUUGCAGCGUAUGCGAUUAACCUGGGUAGCUGCUCUAUUACCCGGGCUGAGCUGAGAGGCGCUGUAGAGGGGCUGCAGGUGGCUUGGGACACAGGUUUCAGACGUGUCAGAGUGGAGCUUGAUUCUCUCUGUGCGGUUCAACUCCUCAAUAGCUUGGACUCGCCAGAUCAUCAGCAGGCAGCCAUUAUCCAGAGAUUUAAAGAGCUGCUCAUUCAUCAAUGGGAAGUUGUUGUUUCCCACAUUUUUAGAGAAGGAAAUAAGUGUGCCGAUCAUCUUGCUAGUCGUGGGCACCUGCUGCCCCUUGGUUACCACUCCAUUCCUUGCUCUGACCCUACUUUGUGUAAUUUCAUUAUGUACGAUUGUCAGGGGCUCUCUGAACCCCGUUUGGUUUUGAAUGAAGGCUGAGAUGCACUGCAUCCAUUUAUAAAAAAAAAAACUCUAAUCAAUUAGUUCCCUUUUUGUUACCUGUGAUUCUUCCUAAAUAAAUGAAUCAUGAACCAAACUGAGUAUAACUCACAAAUAAAAGAACAUAGGAAUG